Messenger RNA from Capsella rubella, 1254 nucleotides. RefSeq names its product ethylene-responsive transcription factor ERF106. Gene Ontology annotation, molecular function: DNA binding; DNA-binding transcription factor activity. Lineage: Eukaryota; Viridiplantae; Streptophyta; Magnoliopsida; Brassicales; Brassicaceae. Bases 442 to 1056 code for a protein of 204 amino acids. Gene Ontology annotation, biological process: ethylene-activated signaling pathway; regulation of DNA-templated transcription. The record is from RefSeq and is a predicted model, not a curated record. The transcript has a single exon.
UUUAGGAGUCAGCAUCAAGAGGUAAAAGACAAGCUGGGCAUUAAAAAUGAGAAGAUUCAUCAAUCGUUAGAACCAAAAUGUAAAAAAAGCUUUAGCUUUUGCUUUGGUUAUAGUUUUUUGCAGUGUGGAAGUGUCACGUCACAGGUCACACACACAACAACUUGGGGUGAAGAAGGUCCUUGUAAAAAAGUUGGACGUUGUCUUCAUAAAUUUGUAUUAAUUGAAUCAUACUUAUGGCCCAUCUCUAAAAACCACUAAGAGAGCGACAAAACCAGAGUUUGUAUCUGUCCCUACUCCAUCCAUGGCUGCUAAAACCUUGUGAUUACCUUCUUGUCUCCUUCCUCUUCUCUUUCCCUCUUUUAUAUAACAACCAAACUAUCAGAGCUUUUGUUCAAUCAUCACUUCUCUCUCUCUCUCUCUUUCCUCUGUCAAAAGAAAAUCAUGGCGACUAUUGAGGAAAGCUCUGAUUUGGAAGCUAUGCAGAAGCAUCUCUUUGAAGACUUUCUGGUAUCUGAUGGUUUCUUGGGAGAUUUUGACUUUGAUGCUUCUUUUGUCUCUGGACUUUGGUGUAUAGAACCUCAGGUCCCUAAACAAGAACCUGAUUCUCCAGUUCUUGAUCCGGACUCUUUCGUCAACGAGUUUCUGCAAGUGGAAGCCAAAUCAUCACCAGAACUGAAUACAUCAUCAUCAUCAACAUACGAGACUGAUCAGUGUGUGAAAAAGGCAGAGAGGUUUGAAGAAGAAGUGGAAACGAGACAUUACAGAGGAGUGAGACGAAGGCCCUGGGGGAAAUUUGCGGCAGAGAUUCGAGAUCCGGCAAAGAAAGGAUCAAGGAUCUGGCUUGGAACAUUUGAGAGUGAUGUUGAUGCUGCAAGAGCCUAUGACUGUGCAGCUUUCAAGCUCCGGGGUAGAAAAGCCGUGCUCAACUUCCCUCUUGAUGCCGGGAAAUACGAAGCUCCGGCGAAUUCAGGAAGGAAAAGGAAGAGAAGUGAUGCCCAGGAGGAGCUUCAAAGAACUCAUAGCAACUCAUCUUCAUCGUCCUGUGAUGCAUUUUAACAUUUUAAGAGUGUGAGCAGUUUCCUUAAGUUGUAUAAAUUAAUUGCACAAAGGAACCGAACUGUGUAGAUUAGUGUGCCUUGCAACAAAUGUGUAUGGCUGGAUGUUCUGUUACUUCAUGUCCCUAAGAUUUACUUCUUAUUGCUAAGAUUGUUAUUAAGUUCCAUAACUCUAAAUAAUCUUAACUAGUGAGGUCAA